Bombina bombina (fire-bellied toad) is the source of this 1997-nucleotide messenger RNA. Its product is annotated as E3 ubiquitin-protein ligase TRIM11. Gene Ontology annotation, molecular function: protein binding. NCBI's taxonomy places the organism in Eukaryota, Metazoa, Chordata, Amphibia, Anura, Bombinatoridae. Bases 252 to 1379 code for a protein of 375 amino acids. The record is from RefSeq and is a predicted model, not a curated record. The transcript is spliced from 4 exons.
GUGAAACUGAUCUGCAUAGUGCUGCAGGGAUUGGCCUGUGGAGAGGCUGCAGAUUCCAUCACGCAGAGACCAGCCUGUCAGGACACGGACUGCUAGGCACAAUACCCUGCUCAAGGACAGGUACUGAGUCCACUGGAAGUGAAGCAUAUCCGGGAGAAAGAGAGGAAAAAGCUCAGCGGUUUUCUCUUUCACACUGAAUUUAUUAUCCUGUGAUUCCUUUGAAUACAAAAACAAGCGACGGUGAAGCACUCAUGGAGUCACCCACAUCCACUGAAUCUGACCUACUCAAGCAAAAUGAACCAAGCUCAGUGUCUCGUGCACAUACUGAUACAAGCAAUUCUGGAAGCAAAGGGGAAAUUGAGAAGCCAGAAAUGUUAUGGCAAGAAUGUUAUCUAAUAAGUGCAGUCCAAAGGCAAGGCCAAGGCAUGCUUAAGAAGGCCCUGCAAUUGUUAGAAGACAAUGAGAAGAAGAUAACGGCAAUACAAAUUGAUGCAGCACUGAACAGGGAGAAUAUUAGUAAAGCCUUUCAGGAUCUACAAGAUUUGAUAGAAAAUGAAAAAAAUCUAAGGCUUAACCAUAGCAAGAACAAAGAAGUGGAAGCUUUACAGACAUUAGAAGCCAGAAACAUGAGUUUAAAAAGUUUAAAAUCAUCAAUUACAGAUCUGCUUGAGACAUUGGAAUGGACAAAACGUAAAAGAGCCUCAUCCAGAACUAAAAAUCAAAUGAAAGAGUUGAGUGCUCAGUUGGAAGAAAUACCAGAUUUAAAGGUUGAAUUAGGAGGAUGUGUGUCUUCGCUGCAGCUCAAGCAAUGGAGAGGAAUGAGACAUUUUGUUAAACCAGUGUCAGAGUCUUUGCACUUUGACCCAAUGACUGCACAUCCUAACUUGAUCCUGUCUGCAGAUUUAAAGAGGGUUCGAUUCCAUUCUUAUCCACAGAUGGUUAUGGCAAAUAAAAACCGAUUUGAACCAGCGUUGUAUGUGUUGGGCCUACCUGUACUGCACUCUGGUCGCCACUACUGGGAAGUAGAUGUGGGUCACAAGAGCAAUUGGAUUCUUGGUGUUGUUAAAGAGUCAGUGAAUCGUAAAAAAGAACAGGAUCUGAGCCCAAUGAAUGGUUACUGGGUUUUACGAAAGCAGAUGGAUUUUGUUUAUUAUGGCAUUGGACCAAAACCUCAAAGACUGAUAUUGAGAACCUCACCCAUGAGAAUUGGGAUCACUUUGGAUUUCUUCAGAGGUCAUCUGGCUUUCUAUGAUGUAGACAACUCAACCAUGAUUUUUGAGUUUGCCGAAUGCCCUGUGGAGGAGAACCUAUAUGCUUUUUUUUGUCCAGGAGUCCCCACAAGGGAGGAAGAUUGGUGCCCAUUAACUCUGUGUACUUAAAGGGUCUGGAAGAACCAGUUGUAGAGUUGUAGGGCAAUAAAGCUGCAUAUGAGUCUGGACAUUUUAACAUUCUUUACUAAUUUCAGCCUUGAUCUUACAGAAAGCUUAGGUCAACUAAAAAAAAAAAAGAGGACAAUGGCUAAGCAACCUACAUAUCUAUUGAACAACCUGGGAAAAAUGUGACUAGAAUUACAAGUCUGAAAACUUACACAGAUCUUUAUUUGCUAUGCAUGUUUUUUUUAUUUUACGAACAACUUCCAUAUAACAUAAAUUUAAUCCAAACUUGCACCAUAUAAAAUGGAAUAGGACAAAUACCUAGUAUCAUAGAAAGAAAAACAAUAAAUUCCACAAUGAAAAAUAAUUACACAUAAAUUAUAGGCUAUAGUAGUAAAAGCCUUCACUAUAUAAACUGUUUGUUUCUUUUCCCAUUUAGAUGCUCCUCAAACCAACUAGUCACAGUUAAAGAUCUUUUACAAAAUAGGGCACCCCUAUUAUCUGUAUUCAUUAGACCAUCAAGUUUAUAUACAAAAAUUACAAAAUUAUAUAAGAAUAAAGUGUAAUUCUACUACAAUAUGAAAACCUGAUGCAACCAUGUAAUUAAAGAAGCAUUGUGAUUUA